This is a messenger RNA of Peromyscus eremicus (cactus mouse), 2279 nucleotides long. It is a transcript of the gene Thap7, whose product is annotated as THAP domain containing 7. Lineage: Eukaryota; Metazoa; Chordata; Mammalia; Rodentia; Cricetidae. The record is from RefSeq and is a predicted model, not a curated record. Bases 198 to 1100 code for a protein of 300 amino acids. The transcript is spliced from 5 exons. Gene Ontology annotation, cellular component: nucleus. Gene Ontology annotation, biological process: regulation of DNA-templated transcription.
CGACCUUCCCGCACUCCCAACAUCCGGUGGCCCUCCCGCCAGUGUCUCUUCCGGUCCCGCCCCUUGAGGGCGGUCGCCACCGGCUACGGAGUCCCUACGCUACCAACUUCCGCAUUGACCCACCCAUCGCGAGACUUUGGCGGCGCAGCAAUGGCAAGACCGUCAGCGCGCGUGCGUAGUGGCACGCGAGGGCUCACAUGCGCAGGCGCUGGUGUUGCCGCACUGUAGGCCGCGCAGGAGACAGCGCCUUCCCGAGGUCGAAACUUCCCAAGAAAGACAACCCCAGGCGCGGCUUGUGGCUGGCCAACUGUCAGCGGCUGGACCCCAGCGGCCAGGGCCUGUGGGACCCGGCCUCUGAGUACAUCUACUUCUGCUCCAAACACUUCGAGGAAAACUGCUUUGAGCUGGUGGGAAUCAGUGGGUAUCACAGGCUGAAGGAAGGGGCAGUCCCCACCAUAUUUGAGUCUUUCUCCAAGUUACGUCGAACAACCAGGACCAAGGGGCAUGGUUAUCCACCUGAUGUCAGCCAGCUCCGGCGAUGCAGGAAGCGCUGCUCUGAAGGUCAAGGACCCACAGCUCCAUUUUCUCCACCUCCUACUGAUAUCAUCUGCUUCCCUGUGGAAGAAGCCUCAGCACCUGCCACUCUGCCUGUAUCCCCAGCUGUGAGGCUGGAACCUGGCCUUAACAGCCCCUUCUCAGAUCUUCUGGGCCCUCUAGGUGCCCAAGCAGACGAAGCAGGCUGUAGUGCCCAGCCUUCGCCAGAGCGGCACCCCUCCCCUCUUGAACCACGGCCUAUCUCCCCAUCUGCUUACAUGUUACGGCUGCCACCGCCCGCUGGAGCCUACAUCCAGAAUGAGCACAGCUACCAGGUGGGGAGUGCCUUGCUCUGGAAGAGGAGAGCUGAAGCGGCUCUCGAUGCUCUGGACAAGGCCCAGCGCCAGCUGCAGGCCUGCAGACGGCGGGAGCAGCGGCUCAGGCUUCGACUGACCAAGCUGCAGCAGGAACGGGCGCGAGAGAAGCGAGCCCAGGCAGAUGCCCGCCAAACCCUUAAGGACCACGUUCAGGACUUCGCUAUGCAGCUGAGCAACAGCAUGGCCUGAGGACACGCCAAGGCUCUGGUCACUCUUCCUCAGAGGCACUUGAUGGGAACUGCAUCCACCGGGCCGGCCAGAAGUCAUAAUAAAGUGGGUGCUGGAAAGAGACCCUGCUGUCGGGCUCUGCUGAGGGUGCCAGGCUUCUCCCCAGACAGCAGCCAAAGCCCAGGGGCUCAGACCCUGGCAUGCAACCUCUUGGCCAUGGGGACUCUGUUUGCAGUCCCCCUGCUUAUUUAUACUCUUUCAAGUAAGAAAGCCCGCUCCUGAGUUCAGCUCUGCCCCUCCCCCUCCUUUUUUGAGUCAGGGUUUCAUGUAGUCCAGGCUGGUGUCAUUGAAGCCAGAGAAGACCUUGAACUCCUAAUCCUCUUGUACCUUCUGAGUAGAGUGAUAGGCAUGUGCCAUCAUGCCCAGUGUCAGACUUGGUACUUAUGGAGAGGCCCAGCAAGCCUCUACCCACAGGCCUCAUCUCUUUGGCCAGUCCCAUGCACUGCCCACUCCUGGCCGAACUUAGGGAGCCUCAAAACCAGCAUAGGGUGCUACACUUGCAAGACUACACCUAGAGACGUCUUUUAGAUACGGCAUUCAGGCCCUGGCCUUGGUACUGUAUUUAUCUUGGGAACUUAGCUUCUUACUAUAGCUGUGUCCAUGGUAAACACAAAGCACAUGGCCUCUCCCUGCUGCACCUUGGCCACAUAGCUCAAACACAGUUGAGUUUCUGGCUGAGUUCGUACAUAAGGUUCUCAAAGUUUUCUUUUUGGAGCCCUGGGUGAAUGUUUAUUUGUAUCCUGUGUAGAGGAGAUGAAAGUCCAGUUACAGGGGUCAGCAAGAUUUGCCGACCAAAGUUUUCAGGUGUUCCCCGAAAAGAGGCUUAGAUGAGGUCACAACCUUGGGGGAAGGGCUGACACAGCACAACUGACACCCAGCCUGCCUGGCUGCCCACCAUAGGCGGGACCCUCCACUUAGCUUAGCUCAGCUACCAUCAGCUUGUUCCUAGUACCUCAUCUUAUAACCAGACCAUUUCCUGGAUGUCUGUAUGGGACUGCCAGCCAGGGCACUUUCUACCUGGAGCCCCACAGCAUGGGGUGAAUGGAGCACAGGAGGGAAAUGUUUUUAAGUCCAAGAAAAGUCAAGCAUUUCUCCAAAAUGAGUUCUGCCUUCCUAGGACAGAAUAGGUUCCUGUACGCG